Haliotis rubra (blacklip abalone) is the source of this 1860-nucleotide messenger RNA. RefSeq names its product dual specificity protein phosphatase 19-like. The record is from RefSeq and is a predicted model, not a curated record. Gene Ontology annotation, cellular component: cytoplasm. Bases 534 to 989 code for a protein of 151 amino acids. Gene Ontology annotation, molecular function: JUN kinase phosphatase activity. NCBI's taxonomy places the organism in Eukaryota, Metazoa, Mollusca, Gastropoda, Lepetellida, Haliotidae. The transcript has 3 exons. Gene Ontology annotation, biological process: regulation of MAP kinase activity; protein dephosphorylation.
GUCGGGAAGUUUUCCAGAGGCGAAGAAACAACAACAUCACGAGCGACGUGAGUUCCGUGUUGACAAGUUGCGUUUGACUCAAAUAGUGCUUAGUAACCUUGAUGAGGGCAUUUUAAAUUUGUGACUACACGGCAUCACGACGGUGAAUCAUUCAUCGAGAAACGACUGAAACAAGGUUAUGCACAUUUACAAGCCCCUUUCAUGAUUUCUGGAGACAAAUAGACAUUAAGAGGAAAAACAAGAAACUUAAUGGACUAGCAGGUGCUUUCAAUACGAACCUUCUGCUUGAAGCAAAAUGGAUGAAACAGACAAUGUUCAACAGCCGGAAUCAAAGAACAUCACUGGUCUUGUAAAAGACUUUGACAGAUCAGCCUUGAAGAAGACCCAGACCAAAGUAAUGACUGUUGAAGGUGUACAGAUCAUAGAAGAAGCGUGAUGCACGAGGAAAGUUUGUGGUACACGAGGUGCGACAGCCCAAUGGCCUUCUGGGAUAUGUAGCAGACGUGCGCCAGGAUCUCCAAGUUGGAGAGGUGAUGCCAGGCCUCAUUGUUGGAUCUCAAGACGUGGCCCAUAACCUAGAUCUGUUGAAGCAGUAUAAAGUUUCCCACAUUCUUAACUGUGCCACGCUUGUUGAAAACCUGUACCCCUAUAAGUACAAAUACAAGAACAUCGAGCUGUAUGACAUCCCAGAGACCCCGAUAAUGCGACACUUCAACGAAGCGAUAGAUUUUAUUGAUGAGGGUCGUACAGCCAGUUGUGUUCUGGUGCACUGCAACGCAGGCGUGUCCCGAUCGGCUACCUUUGUAAUUGCCUACCUAAUGAACAUGCAAGGGAUAACGUUUAAAGAGGCCUUCAACUUUCUGAGAUCCAAGAGGCCAGCCACUUGCCCAAACCCAGGUUUUGUAUCCCAGCUCAAGAAGUAUGAGGAGAUUUUGAAGCAAAAGAAAGAAUGCAAGAAAGGUGGGAAGAGUCGUGCCCAUACAUCCUAGUCUGGUGGGCCCUCAUGUAUAUUUAUUUGGCAUGAAUCUUGUGAUUAUAUGAGAUUUAUAUAUUAUGCACAUAAGACUUCAGAGCAUGAUGAUUCAAGGUUAUGUCUUAUUCGGGAGUUUCUUCUAUCCUUUAUGGUACAACCAGUGCUUGUGUUUCUGUUGUACUUAUAUUCCUCAUUUGGACCCUAGGAAUGAAAUUUGAUGGGAUCCAUUUUUGUAUUGGAAUUUUCAUAACCAUCUGAUGGCUGCAUUCAGACACUAAACAUGGGAUGGGUUUUUUUGUGUUUAAUGCCAGAGUUAUUGAACCUUUUCCUGAGGAAACAGAAUCCAGGAUUGUACAAACUUGUGUGUUAAGCUAUGUCUGCAUACCUGUAUGUGCUUUCUUAUAUCUGCAUACCGGUAUGUGCUUUCCUAUGUCUACAUACUGGUAUGUGCUUUCCUAUAUCUGCAUACCUGUAUGUGCUUUCCUAUAUCUGCAUACAUGUAUGUGCUUUCCUAUAAUUGCAUACCUGUAUGGGCUUACCUGUGUCUGCUUUCCUAUAUCUGCAUACCAGUAUGUGCUUUCCUAUAUCUGCAUACCAGUAUGUGCUUUCCUAUAAUUGCAUACCUGUAUGGGCUUACCUAUAUCUGCAUAAUCUGUAAACCUGUAUCUGCUUAUCUGAAAAAAGUGCUUACACAUAUCUGCUUUCAUCUAUCUGUAUACCUAUAUAUGUGCUUGCAUGUACAUGCUUACAUAUGUAUGUCCUUACCUGUAUGUACAUGCUUACCUAUGUAUGUGCUUACCUGUAUGUACAUGCUUACCUAUGUAUGUGCUUACCUGUAUGUACAUGCUUACCUAUGUAUGUGCUUACCUGUAUGUGCAUGCUUACCU